UCGUGGCACCACGUGCACUCGUCUCAUCCUACAUUUACCCGUUUAUUGUAUAUCUUAUGUACACUUCCGCUUUUGUUCCAAUCGUCUGUACAUACAUACACCUAUGCACAUGUGACCGUUUAUAAUUGAUACCUAUACCUAUAGCAUAUAUACAAUUUACCUACGAGUGAAUUUUCUUCGGGGAUGUACCAAGUGAUUGGUGUUUGUGAUUAAUCAACGAAUGUACUCGCGUUUGCUUCUAACGAACAUCACUGGAGGUGGAUAAUCUGCGGAUCGAGCAACGAGCCACCUCCCGGUUCAGCCCGUUCAGCCAGCCGAGAAUAGGGUUCGCGACAAAAGCAGGGGGCGAAAGGCAGCGAGGUUCGAGGGUUGUUUAAAGGAACGAUGAGCGAAUCGGGACGAGGAGCGAGGAACAAAUCGGCGCGAUAAUAAUAUUAUGUGGACGACGUGGCCACGUACGAAGCGCAAGAGGCGGGAGGCGAGCUCGUCGUCGCGUGGCGGCGGACACGAUACUCGUCGUGGAGGUAGCGGUGGAGGUGGUGAAGGUUUCCGUUUCAUCUAUUCGGUGGUGUUGGCAGCCUGUAUGGCAGCUCAAGAGACGAGAAGCGCGAAAUGUCCGCCGCCAGACACGAUACCCGGUUGUCCUUGCUAUAAUUUCGAGGACGGUCUGUUCUUGGAAUGCGCCGGUGUCACCGAGGAGUCCCUAAGGAGCGCUUUGUCGGGUGUAAUACACGCAGCUGCUGAAGGAGAAGGAGCGAUAGUUCAAUCGUUAAGCGUUUACGAGUUAGACAGAAAGGUGGAGGAGCUUCGAUCGGCUGCUUUUCCAACUGGCUCUCAAAUCAGACACCUACAGAUAUCGCACUCGGCGAUUCGCGAGAUAAGCGAGGAUGCGUUCAACCGAGUGGGGAAAAGUCUGGAAUCGUUGGCCCUGGUUUCAGGCCGACUGCCUCACGUGCCGCAGAAAGCCAUGUCCAGCUUGAAUUCUUUAAAGGCUCUCGACUUGGAGGCGAACCUGGUGCACGAGCUUCCUAGCUACAGUUUCUACGGUCUUUCUUUGAUCAAACUAAACCUGAAAGGGAAUCAGAUAACAAAAAUUUCCGAGUACGCGUUUGCCGGGCUAGAAGACACGCUGACCGACUUGGAUCUGGCUGAGAAUAAAAUCCGCCUAUUCCCUAUGACGUCCCUGCGCAGACUGGAACACCUGACUUCUUUGAGACUUGCCUGGAACGAGGUAUCCGAGCUUCCCGAAGACGGCUAUUCCAGGCUAGACGCGUUAAACUUUCUCGACCUAAGUAGCAACAACUUUAAAAAGAUUCCGCUCAACUGUUUCCGUUGUUGCCCGUCCCUCAAGACCCUGUCCCUCUACUACAACGACGUCGAGUUUGUCGACAAGGACGCGUUCAUAUCGUUAAUCGAUCUCGAGUCGAUCGAUCUUAGCCACAACAAGAUCGUCUCUCUGGACGUGUCAACGUUCAGAGCGAAUCAAAGGGUGAGAUCGAUCGAUCUCAGCCACAAUCACAUUCAUUAUAUACGCGGAGUGUUCUCGAAACUGCCAGAGUUGAAAGAGUUGUUCCUCGCGGAGAACAACAUUCUGGAGAUACCAGGAGAAACGUUUGCCGGUAGUUCGAGCUUAUCGGUGGUCUAUCUUCAACAAAACGCGAUCAGGAGGAUCGACGCGCGAGGUCUAGCUACCCUGAAUCAGCUGGCACAGCUGCAUCUGACCGGUAACUAUAUCGAAAAAGUACCGCGGGAUUUUCUCGAGCACUGCGAAAACCUUUCGACUCUAUCGCUCGACGGAAACAACAUCCGGGAACUGGAGGUGGGCACAUUCGCGAAAGCAAAAUCGCUCAGGGAGCUACGGCUGCAGGACAAUCAGAUAACCGAAGUGAAACGGGGCGUGUUCGCGCCUUUACCCUCGUUGCUGGAAUUGCAUCUGCAGAAUAACGCGAUCACAGACAUGGAAACUGGCGCUUUGAGAUCCCUGCACAGCCUGCAACACGUGAACCUUCAGGGUAAUCUGCUCGCGGUACUGGGCGACGUGUUUCAGGUGUCGAACGAAGUAGGACAAAACGGAAACACCGGCCCAGGUAGCUCCCUGGUUUCUAUUCAACUGGACAAUAACGGUCUUGGUGUGCUGCACAACGACUCGUUGAGAGGGCAAGCCUCGGUCAGAAUCAUGUGGCUUGGACACAACAGAUUAACCCGUCUUCAGGCACCCCUGUUCAGGGACCUGUUACUCGUCGAACGAUUGUAUCUUACCAACAACUCGAUCUCGCGAAUCGAGGACACUGCCUUUCAACCGAUGCAGGCGCUGAAAUUUCUCGAGCUGAGCAUGAAUCGACUGAGCCACGUGACCGUCAGAACGUUCUCAGAGUUGCACGAACUCGAGGAACUUUACCUACAGGACAACGGUUUACGUCGUUUGGAUCCGUACGCUUUAACAGCCCUGAAACGGCUACGAGUACUCGAUCUGGCGAAUAAUCAUUUGAACGUGUUGCACGACAAGAUCUUUCAGGAAGGCUUGCCCAUCAGGACGCUCAAUUUGAAGAAUUGCACCGUCAGCGUGAUCGAGAAUGGAGCGUUCAGGGGUUUGAACAACCUUUACGAAUUAAAUUUGGAGCACAAUCAUUUGAUCGCGACAGCGUUGGAUCGUUUGGAGAUACCAGGCUUGAGAGUUCUCAGAAUAUCGUACAAUAAUUUUAGCCAAAUCGUUCCCACCUCCUUGGACGGACUGCCGUCUCUUCAGCAUCUCGCUAUGGACUCGUCUCAGCUUUAUAGAAUGCCACCGGAAAUAUUUUCGAAAAACAAGAAUCUGGCUAAACUUUUGCUGAGCAACAAUCUUCUUCGAGUGUUGCCGAGCGUUCUGUUCCUCGGAUUGGAGUCGUUGAAAGAAGUGAAACUGGACGGCAACAGGUUUCAAGAGAUCCCUUACGAGGUGUUUGCCAAUGCCACCACCGUUGAAUUCUUGUCGUUAGCUAACAAUGUAAUCCUGAACGUGGACAUGUCACGGUUAAACGGAUUGGCCAGCCUGCGGGAACUCGAUCUACGCGGUAAUUACAUAAUGACCCUUUCCGGUUUCGCCGGUCUGAACCUGUCCCGCCUGAUAUCCGUCGACCUCAGUCACAAUCACCUAACUGCUCUACCGGCUAACUUCUUCGCUCGCUCCAACUUGCUUCGAAAGGUCGAACUGGCUGGCAACAAAUUUCAUCACAUACCGUCGGCCCUCUCCGCUCAGAAUGUUCCGAAUCUGGCCUGGCUAAACAUGACCGGGAAUCCUCUGAUCAGAAUACACGAGAUUAUUAGCUCGAAGCCAAAGUAUCCAGCUCUUCAGGAGAUACACAUAUCCGCUACGAAUCUGACGAUCGUCGCCAGCGACGAUUUCGAGGCAUUUCCAGGACUGAUGCACCUCUUUAUGGGCAACAAUGUCAUCUCGCGAGUAUCUCCGAGCGCGUUUCGUACUUUACUCGAGUUGUUGACCCUCGAUCUGAGCAUGAACGAGCUGGUGCUGUUGCCGCAAGAGAGAUUAAAGGGACUCGAGCAUCUCAGGCUGCUUAAUCUCACCCACAAUCGUUUGAAAGAACUCGAGGAUUUCCCUCCGGAUUUAAAGGCGUUGCAAAUACUCGAUCUAUCGUACAAUCAGAUCAUCAAAGUGGAUAAAAACACGUUUCAACAUCUUGAAAAUUUGGCCGAACUUCAUCUCUAUGGUAACUGGAUUUCCUCCAUCUCAUCCGACGCCUUCAAGCCGUUGAAGAAAUUGAGAAUCCUUGAUUUAAGUAGAAAUUAUUUAGCGAAUCUACCGUUGAACGCUUUCCGACCGUUGGAGACGCAAAUACGGAGCCUUCGUGCCGAAGAAAAUCCACUACACUGCGACUGUGAGUCUCAAGAGCUUUGGGAAUGGCUGCGGGAUCAUCAGAAGCUGGUGGGUGGUGGGGUGGGUCGAAAUCGAGGUGGAUUACGGAUGAACGACAUGGACAGCGGAUUACUGAGGUGCCAACAGCCACCAGAGUUACGAGGGUUGGUGUUCCUCGACCUGGAUCCGCACGCUUUCUGUUCCGCGCCGCUCGUUCUGAAACUAGCGAUCCAGGACAUUCAACCGUUCUCUGUUCUGGUAUCCUGGCAAAGCAGAAAUCACUCGGGUAUCCGUGGUUAUCAGGUGGCUUAUCGCGCCUUAGAAAACAUCGACGAGUUCCAGAUUCGAGCGAAGGUCCUCCAACCUAGUUCGCGUUCCACGAAACUCUCGAACCUGUCCCCGAACACUCGAUACCUGAUCUGCGUAUUUGGAGUAGGCAACUGGUUGAUGAAUCAACGUCUAAACGACGACGACGACGACGACGACGACGACGACGACUACGACACGGUGGAUCAAUUUAAUUUCUCGAAUCACGAAACGUUCGAACCAUCGUCGGAUAUUCAAAUGAUCGACUCUUCGACGAGUCGCUGUACCGAGGUUAAAACGCUGGAGGCACCGGAUGCUGUGAUCAGCAGCGAUGGUUCUUCGAUGGAUGAUGUCGGCAGCGUGAGCAACUUCCUGACCAGACGUUUGGGUCUUAUAGUCGGUUGUUGCAUGGGAUUCGUCGUGUUUCUACUCCUAGUAUCCGUCCUCGGUUACCUCAAGGUGAAGAAACAAAGGGAAACCGUGAAAAGGGAGCAACCUAUUCCCCCGGAGUACAUAUCGUACAGACACUUUAGCAUACAGAGCGGAGAAGCUGGUCACGCUGCCAGACAAGCCAGCCAAGCCAGCCAAGCCAGCCAAGCCAGCCAAGCCAGCCAAGCCAGUCAAGCCAACCAAGCCAGCCAAGAGGGUCAACAUUCGAAUAAUUUUAUCAACAACGUGGCCGCCACCGCUAACCUGAAUGUAUGAGACAAGUCAAAAAACUCCCGACUCGUGGAGGUUUCGAACGUUUGAACAGACCGCGUCGACGACCCUACUCUGGCUCUUUACCACGCUCUCUCGUCAAACGCGAAACAAUCCUGACUCGCGGUAGUUUUUUUCUUGCAAAGAUCGGAAACUCUCCAUUCUGCAUCUAAUAGAAACCAACAAGUUUCAAACAUUUUCUCGCGCGUGUCAGUGCAUAGACAAAUGGACAACCGUCUAGUUAACCGAGCAUUUUAUAUGUGAUUUUCUACGAAUCUUAACUUUACUCGAUGUAGCUUUAGCCGCGGCAAACCGUGUGCGCGCGUGCAAAGUGAAUCAAUCUUUGAAAGAUGAACCGGCAACUCGAUUUACCCUACGUGACACGUCGGGUUCGUUGAACAAUUUAUACGGCGGAGUAAACUACCACAACAAUCAGCAACACGGGCUUGCUGAACGGGUGCAUUGUGUUUUCUAAAUGGCUCGGCACAACCGAUUCCCUCUGACGACGAAACAGAGACAAUGCGACAAUGCGGCGUUGUUUCGAGCAUUUCGAGCUUCUUGAAUUUCCGAUCGCAACGGGGUUUGCUUGGACACUUUGCAUCGAGCCCGAGCCCCGUCAGAACGAUCGCGAACGUGUUUGUACAUACAUAAGUGGUUAGGAAGAAAGAUUUCAAUCGUUCGACGAACAUUCAAAGACCUCUUCGUUUAGUAAACGUAGCUCAGUUAGGAUCAGAAGCAUUGAUUCCGCUUGCUCUCUCGAGUGUAGAAACACUUUUGGCCGAAAAAAGUAAGAGAAGAGAAGAGAAGAGAAGAAAAGAAAAGAGAAAAGAGAAAAAAGCAAACAUUUCGUGUUCGGGCAUCGUUGAUAAUUUAUAUACAUUUAAUUGGCGAUUCGUUGAAACGAACAAUUGAUGAGAUAUUUGUUGUACCAUAGGUUAACCACAGAUGUUAUCGGAGAUACCUACAUUGGAAAUUUAGAUCCCGCCAUUGCGUAAAUGUCCAGCGAAUUGCUAAAGAGAAAGGUGAUAAAAAGAAAACCGAUCUCGGUCGCCAUACAUCAGAAUACAAUCGGUCGAAUUAUAAAAAAUGUGUAUCGUCGGCGUUCGAUUGCAUCGCGAAGAAAAACAUCUCAUCGUCAGUCAGUCAGUCAGUCAGUCAGUCAGUCAGUCAGUCAGUCAGUUAGAUGUAUAUCGCGCACUGUCUACUGUAACAUAUACGUACGUACGUCACUGUAAUAAAAGUGCAAAUUCUUUUUUAA
Messenger RNA from Osmia bicornis bicornis, 6113 nucleotides. Its product is annotated as protein artichoke-like. Gene Ontology annotation, cellular component: extracellular matrix. The coding region runs from base 437 to 4861 and encodes 1474 amino acids. Gene Ontology annotation, molecular function: protein binding. NCBI's taxonomy places the organism in Eukaryota, Metazoa, Arthropoda, Insecta, Hymenoptera, Megachilidae. The transcript is spliced from 6 exons. The record is from RefSeq and is a predicted model, not a curated record.